AUGCCUUUGGAAAUUGUAGCUAAGGAUCCUGCGACUAUUAAAGCUAUCAAGACUGCUUUGGAGGCAGACUCGUUAUUUGUGAAACCUAUAAUUAAAGAAGGUACAAAUCGGAUCAUUCGUACUUCAAUUGAUGAACCAAAGCAACUCCUAACCAAGUUCCCAGAUGUAGAGUUCAGAGAGUACCAACUCGAUCUUAGUAAAAAAGGGCAAUCUGUGCAUGGUAGAGAUAUACUGAGUUUCCAUCGUGAAUAUUUUUCCUCGUACAUUAAGGAUUUAAAAAUUCUUGAAGAAGAAUUGUUAUUUUAUCUUCCAACAAAAUAUAGCAUAUAUCCACCAAUGUUAUUAUUUAAUAAUUCAGAGAAGAAAUCGUUAUUGCAUGAAAAAGUACAACAAUUUUUCACUAAUUAUAAUAUAGAUCGUACGAAAUAUUAUAAACAUCUACUAAAUGAUUUUGCACCUUUUAAAGGUUUAGAGAUUAUUGCAAUUAACAAACCUAUCCUUGAGGAAGAUACAUUGAGACAACCUCAUAACUUGCAACUAUUAUACCGUAAUGAUAAUCGACCAUUAAAUGAAUUUGACGACAUAUGGUGUCAAGUAAUUCAAAAUGAAAUUAUACAAGUAUGGAACCCGAUGUAUACGAUGUUUUCAAGGGGAAACAUCAAGGAGAAAAAACGUAUCCUAGAUACUUUCAAAGAAGUAGAAAACAACGAUGUUGUUGACUUAUACUGUGGUAUUGGUUAUUUCACAUUCAGUUACUUAAAAUUAGGUUGUCGUAAUUUGUUUGGGUUUGAAUUAAAUCCAUGGAGUGUCAAGGGCCUCUGGCAAGGGUUUAAUGCUAAUAAUAAGUUUAAACCAACUCUCAACAAUGGAAAAUGCAUUACCACAAAACUGCAUCGUAACGAAGGAGAAUAUUGUCACAUAUAUAAUGAAAACAAUGAAAUGAGUAAUCAAAGACUUCAAGAAUUUCGUGACCAAAAUAUGGCAGGUGAAUUACUUAAGAUAAGGCAUAUUAACCUUGGUUUAUUACCUUCUAGUCAGCAAGGAUGGCCCGUAGCGAUAUUACUGCUUGAUAAUCAUAAUAAUUGGGGAGCAUGUCCUUUGUCAACGUUACAUAUUCAUGAGAAUGUCUCUAUACAAGACAUCAACGAUGGUAGUUUCAUCAAACAAACACUAUUAAAGUUGCAUACGCUAGGAGCAUCUCGAUAUCAGUUCAAUAGCACUCACCUCGAAAAGAUCAAGACGUUUGCCCCUGACGUUUGGCAUAUCUGUCUCGAUGUCGAUGUUACCCUGGCACCCACGCUGACCUAA
Messenger RNA from Maudiozyma saulgeensis, 1308 nucleotides. The record is from the annotation of a GenBank genome assembly. Lineage: Eukaryota; Fungi; Ascomycota; Saccharomycetes; Saccharomycetales; Saccharomycetaceae.